Molecule: messenger RNA, 1665 nt
Organism: Aspergillus ruber CBS 135680
Lineage: Eukaryota; Fungi; Ascomycota; Eurotiomycetes; Eurotiales; Aspergillaceae
Gene: pgmA
Product: phosphoglucomutase PGM2
Exons: 3
Coding region: 1-1665 (554 amino acids)
Biological process (GO): carbohydrate metabolic process
Cellular component (GO): cytosol
Molecular function (GO): magnesium ion binding; phosphoglucomutase activity
Source: RefSeq, a predicted model, not a curated record
AUGUCGGUCCAGACCGUUUCCAUCCAGCCCUUCCAGGACCAGAAGCCGGGAACCUCUGGUCUUCGUAAGAAGGUCAAAGUCUUCCAACAGGCUAACUACUCCGAAGCCUUCGUGGCUAGCAUCAUCUUGUCGAUCCCCGAAGGUGCUCAGGAUGCCACCCUCGUCAUCGCCGGUGAUGGCCGUUAUUAUAACCCCGAGGUCAUUCAGAAGAUCGCGAAGAUUAGUGCCGCUUACGGUGUCAAGAAGCUGCUCGUGGGCCAGAACGGCAUUCUCAGUACUCCGGCUGCCAGUAACUUGAUCCGUGUCCGGAAGGCCACUGGUGGUAUUCUGUUGACUGCCAGUCACAACCCUGGUGGUCCCGAUAACGACUUCGGUAUCAAGUACAACCUUGCCAACGGCGCACCCGCACCCGAGACCAUCACCAACAAGAUCUACGAGACCUCCAAGUCCUUGAAUUCCUACAACAUUACCGACAUUCCUGACAUUGAUAUCUCUGCUAUCGGCACCAAGACCUAUGGCCCUCUGGAGGUUGAGAUUGUCCACUCGACCGCCGACUACGUGACUAUGCUGAAGGAGAUUUUCGACUUCGACCUGAUUAAGGAAUUCUUGAGCAGCCACAAGGACUUCAAGAUUCUCUUUGACGGUAUGCACGGUGUGACCGGCCCCUACGGUACCGACAUCUUCGUCAAGGAGCUCGGACUUCCGAGCAGCAGCACCAUGAACUGCGUGCCGAAGUCGGACUUUGGCGGUGGUCACCCUGACCCCAACCUGGUUUACGCUCACGAACUUGUGGAGGCUGUCGACAAGAACGGCGUCCACUUUGGUGCUGCCAGUGACGGUGAUGGCGAUCGUAACAUGAUCUACGGUGCCAACACUUUCGUCUCGCCCGGUGACAGCUUGGCUAUCAUUGCCCAUCACGCAAAGCUCAUUCCCUGGUUCCAGAAGCAGGGCGUCUACGGUCUUGCACGCUCCAUGCCCACCUCGGGUGCCGUUGACCGGGUCGCCAAGGCCCAAGGUCUUCAGAGUUACGAGGUCCCCACCGGCUGGAAGUUCUUCUGCAACCUGUUCGACAACAAGAAGAUGUCCAUCUGCGGUGAGGAAAGUUUCGGUACCGGCAGCAACCACAUCCGUGAGAAGGACGGUGUGUGGGCUAUCGUGGCCUGGUUGAACAUCAUCGCUGGCGUUGCCAAGAGCAACCCUGGCCAGACUCCCAGCAUUGCCUCGAUCCAGAACGAGUUCUGGCAGACCUAUGGCCGUACCUAUUUUACCCGGUACGAUUACGAGGGUGUCGACAGUGAGGGGGCCAACAAGGUCAUUGCAACUCUUUCGGACUUUGCCGGCCAGGAUUCGUUCGUAGGCUCCACUGUCUCUGGCCGCAAGGUUACUGAUGCCGGUAACUUUGCCUACACUGAUCUAGACGGCAGCGUGAGCAAAAACCAGGGUCUGUAUGUCAAGUUCGACGACGGCAGCCGCAUCGUCACUCGCCUGUCGGGUACUGGCAGCAGCGGAGCCACCAUCCGUCUGUACAUUGAGAAGUACGAAGAGGACCGGAGCAAGGUGGCAACUCCCACCCAAGAGUACCUCAAGGACAACGUGGCUCUAGCCAUGGGUCUCCUCAAGUUCAAGGAGUACAUUGGCCGCGAAGAGCCUGAUGUCAAGACCUAA